Messenger RNA from Anarrhichthys ocellatus (wolf-eel), 3541 nucleotides. RefSeq names its product myosin, light chain kinase 5 (gene mylk5). The transcript is spliced from 17 exons. The coding region runs from base 162 to 2762 and encodes 866 amino acids. Gene Ontology annotation, molecular function: protein binding; ATP binding; protein kinase activity. Lineage: Eukaryota; Metazoa; Chordata; Actinopteri; Perciformes; Anarhichadidae. Gene Ontology annotation, biological process: protein phosphorylation. The record is from RefSeq and is a predicted model, not a curated record.
ACUGAGUUUCAACAUGUGCAGAGAAGUGUGAGUGAGGGCAGAGCUGCACAGAGACACACAGCUGUGACAGAGGAAGGAAGUGUGAUAACCAUGCUUGGGAAAUGAGUGCGUGAAUUAUUCGUUGUUCCGUUCAGAGGCCUUUCCUGCGUCCGUGCACAGAAAUGAACGGCGAGGGCAGCGAACAGCGUUAUGUGUCGACCUUCAGGAUGCACAUCAGGCCGCCCCGAGCACCGUCUGCACCGGGGGCUGUUGGCACCAGAGGCAGAUGUACUUACACAGGGUCUGUUGACCUCUCCGCUGGUAAACGUGUGGAUCCCCCCAUCUUCGUAGAGCCACUGCAAGAUGGUUGCGUGGACGAAGGAAACGAUAUUGCACUGCGGGGGGUUCUCACCGGAAGUCAGCCCAUGAAAGUGUCGUGGUUGCACAAUGGUGAAGUGGCCCGUUUUGGGAUUCCUUCCUUCAAUGGCAGGGAGACCAGUUUUGUGGUGAGUGAGUGCUUGCCAGAAGACGCUGGCGCCUACACCUGUUUGGCGGAGAACAGCGCAGGAAAGACGUCCUGCUGCGCCGCUGUGUUCGUCAGAGACUUUGAAACUAUCUGCGGCGUGCAGCAUCGCGUCUUGAAUGUCCCAACUUCUGCUUCCAAGAGCAUUGUGGGGAAUGGAAGGUCACCACAGUCUCCCAAAGGCGAGCUGCAGAAGUUCAAAGAAUCUGUUUGUACUUCCCCAGCAGGCUCUAAGCUUAGCCCAGUCUCGACUCCAAGAGAAGUCAUCCCAAAGAAGAGAGCCAACUCGGGGACAGGUGCAGCAUUACAUUUCGAAAACCCUCCACAGCACCUCGAGGUGAAGGUGGGACAAACUGCACGAGUGACGUGUUGUUUCACCGGCAUUCCUCCUGUAGUGUCGUGUUGGAUCAGACACAAAGAACAGAUAGUGGAUGGUCCAGAGCUGUGGGCAGAAAGCACUGAUAGGAGCAGCACACUGGUCAUAGCAGAGGCUAAACCACAGCACGCGGGCUGCUACGCUGUCGUAGUGAAGGACCGCAGGAGCUCAGCCGAGCACACGCUCACCAUCUCUGUCAUAGAGAGGCCUCAGCCUCCGGCCUCCUGUCCCGUGGUCUCCCUCGUAUCCGCCAACAGCCUUGUGCUGUCCUGGUCCGGCCCCUGUUACGACGGCGGCAGCGCCAUCCUGGGUUACGUGGUCGAGGUAAACAACCAAGGACGUGUUGGGUCUGGGGAUUGGAGCGAGCUCACUGACCAGUGUAAGAGCACCUCAUACAGAGUGCGCUCCGGGCUGCAGCCUCCUCGGGAAUACUGUUUCAGAGUGAGGGCCUACAACAUAGUAGGAGCAAGUGAGCCAGGACCAGUGUCGCCAGUGGUCAGGAUGGAGGAGAAAGCUGUAGAAAAACCCAAAGAGGCCCCGCAGGCGUAUUCCUGUGUCACUAUUGACUCUUCACAAAAAGUCACAGAUCACUACAGUUUGCAGGAGAAACUGGGAAUGGGAAAGUUCGGCCUGGUGUUCAAGCUCACCCACAAAGAGACGGGGUGUGUUCAUGCAGGGAAGUUCUACAAAGGUCGACGUCCCAAGGAGCGGGAGGCUGCUCGUAAAGAGAUAGAGUUGAUGAACUACCUCCACCACCCAAAACUGGUUCAGUGUCUUGCAGCGUACGAUCACAACCCUGAGAUGGUCAUGGUCAUGGAGUUUAUCGCAGGCGGAGAACUGUUUGAGCGUAUCGUGGACGACAGCUUUGAGCACACCGAGACGGCCUGCGUGAGCUACAUGCAUCAGAUCCUGGAGGGGAUCGCCUACAUGCAUCAGCAGAACAUUGUCCAUCUGGACCUCAAACCUGAAAACAUUGUGUGCGUUGACACCACUGGCACCUCCGUAAAGAUCAUUGACUUCGGAUUAGCCAGCAGGCUUGACGGCAACACGCCUCUCAAGGUGAUGCAUGGGACUCCAGAGUUUGUGGCGCCUGAAGUGAUCAACUAUGAGCCUGUGUUUUUGACCACUGACAUGUGGAGCAUAGGAGUCAUCUGCUACAUAUUACUGAGUGGCGAGUCUCCAUUCCAGGGUAACAAUGACGCGGAGACCCUCACCCUGGUCACAGGUGCCCAGUGGGAGUUUGAUGAGGAGAGCUUUGAUGAGAUUACUGAUGAGGCCAAACAUUUCAUCAGCUCCCUGCUCAACAAAGACACCAGGCGGAGGAUGUCCUGUGAGGAGGCACUUGCCCACUCUUGGAUGGCAUUGGAGUCUGGAGAUCGCGCCGCCACCAGGACUCUGUCCAAGGAGAAGAUGAAGAGGUUCUUAGCCAGGCAGAAGUGGAAGAAAGCAGGUAAGGCCUUGUUAGCCCUGAAGAGAAUGGCUCUGCUGUCGAAAGGUGACAGUUCUCCCUCUGGAUCUCCGACCAGCCCUGGAGAAGACUCACCCCUGAGCCCAGAGGCAGAGCAUGCCCUGCUGUCUUUGGAGCGCAAGAUGCACGGGCCGCCCAACUUUACCCAGAGCCUGGAGGACCAGACAGUGAAUCAGGGAUCCAGUGCUCGCCUCUCGUGUCACCUCACAGGAUACCCUGACCCAGAGGUUGUUUGGCUGUGUGGUGAAGAGCCCGUGGUGGAGUCCCCCACUGUGCAGAUAGAGUACGAGGAAGAUGGCUGCUGUGCUUUGGUCUUAGCCAAAGUUGACCAAGAGGACGCCAACGUUUACACAUGUAGAGCCAACAAUGACCACGGGGAGGCUUUCUGCUCAGCCAAACUCAUGGUUCAAGCGUAGAUCCAUUAGAUCUUCGUGUGCAGAGAUAAAAUUGAUAAACAUAGAGUUCUUGGGUGCCUUAAAUAGUUGUAUUGUACAUUGUUGUUUUCAUAAAAAUGGGGAUUAAUGCAUGCUUUACUGUGGCUAGAAAUAUAUAAUACAUGUAUUAUUGUACAAAAUGUAUGAACAGAUGAAUAUUGUUACAGAGCUAGUACUAGCAUGUAUAAAAGUUGAUAUUUCUAUAUGGGACAAAGGUAUGGUUGUCUUAAACAACGCGUUGCAGAAAAAUCCACAAAUGUAUCUCUUACUUUGGCUUGUGGGUGAAUGAUUUUAAAGCUUCCCUACAAAUAUUCCAGCUGGCAAUAUGAAUGGACUGAGAUAUCUCUUAUGAGGCGCAAAUGGGCCUGAGAUGACGCUGUUUGAAUCACAUCGUGAAGAUCUGACUUGUGAUUUCUGAUGUAGCUUUUAUUGGGUGAACUAAAGAAAGGUACACCUACAUUUGUACAGCUAUGGCGUUAAUUUGAACAUGCAAUGCAUUGGCGAAAUGGGCAUCCAAGUGUCUCUGGAUCUUCCUUCUACUAGUUGGCAGAAACUUGGGACACAGGAGGCAAUGAAACGAUGUCUUGCUGAGAUUUGGGGACUGUAUUUCAAACUGGCCCCCGGUUGACGGGUGAAUCUGUGAAACAGCAAUAGAUUUUGCAGUUACAAUUUCAAGCCUUUUUUUUCAUUUAAUUGUAUCAAAAUGUUUCCUUCUCCUGAACAAAGAUUUUUUUGGAAUAUAUACCCAUUUUCAAGGAAAA